AUGUGGCAGGAUGACGAGGACAACAACCCAUAUGGGUCCUUUAAUAACCAGGACUCUGCCACUGAACCCUCCAAUCCAACUCUAGACUCAGACCAACCGACCUCACCGACCUCAUAUUCUACGUCCUCUAACCCAGCCUCCCAAUUCCACGCUGAUGGCGAUGAGGGGGAGGAGGAAGAGGAGGGACCGGCAGAAAGCGGGUUCGUCCCUCCUAAGGGUGGCUACGACAGUAGAGUCCAGCAGAUACUCUAUGAACAACCGGAUCUUGAGAUUGUCAUAACAGAAGCAGGCAAAAGCGCGGAUGGAGGCUACAUUGUGUACAAGAUUCGGACUGGAGACAUUGAAGUCGCGAGGAGAUACUCAGAGUUCAGCUCACUGCGCGCCGCCCUGAUCAAUCUGCAUCCCACCUUAAUCAUUCCUCCGAUCCCCGAGAAACACACGAUGGCAGACUAUGCCGCCAAACCCACCAAGGCAAAGGAAGACGUGGGCAUUAUCGACCAGCGAAAACGUAUGCUUGCCGUGUUCUUGAACCGUUGCCGGAGAAUGAAGGAGGUCGUUGAAGACGGCGUUUGGUGGAGAUUCCUGGAUCCCAAUUCCAGCUGGAACGAAGUCUUGCACGCCCAUCCAGUCGCUUCAGUGCCAAAGAAUAAUCUGAAAGCACCACCUCUGGAUCCUGCGAAUCCGACACCUGCUCACAACUGGCUGCCUAUCCCAUCUUCCUCUGCCAAACUCAGGCCAUAUGGGCCGAUCUCAAGCACUGGAACGCCUAUAUCUCCGCCGGAUCAGACCUUCCCCUCAGUUGCAUCACAUACGACACCCGGUCCUCAGAUCUUUGGGCGGUUCCCCAUCAAUUCGGAGCGACUGAGCGAAACUGACCUUGACCCCUACUUUAUCAACUUCGAGCAGAACACGCGGGAACUAGAGAUUUUGCUGCAAGGCAGUAUCGAAAAGGUAAACCGCCGCACUAUCGAGCAUCUAACAAAGCUUUCAGCGGAUCUUGCAGAGUUGGGCGCUCGGUACAAUGGCUUCUCACUCUCCGAGCAGUCACCUACUGUGGCAGCAGCAAUUGAGCGCAUAGGGCAGGCCGUGGACAGCACGUAUAUCUCCACGGAGGAGCUAGCACUUACUUUUGGCGCCACGUUUGCCGAGCCCAUGAGGGAGAGUGCACAAUUUGCGGGUGUCGUCCGCAAUGUGCUGAAAUAUAGAGUCCUGAAACGAGUGCAGCAAGAGAUGACGAGAGAGGAUUUGGAGAAGAAACGGCAUCUCUUGGAUCAGCUCGAGCGCAGCGAGUCAGAAGCGAAACGCAUCGAUGCAUAUCUAGCCGGUAGCACAACGCUAGCAAACCCACCGCGGCGCUCGAUGUCGAAUGCUUCUGUCAGGGCUUCCCAGGAGAGGAGGGAGGGGCAGCACGAAGAGACUGAAUCUGUUGAUUCUGACUUUCCACCUACCCAUGGCGAGCCUCCAUCAUCGCCUCCUUCGGCUGCUCAAGGACAGCCGCACCAGAAUCCUACAUCGCCGAUAACGCACAAGAAGUCUCCCAGCGGCAACUUCGUGACCAACAAGAUAUUUGGCAGCUUCAGACAUGCCGUGAAUGGCUUCGUGGAUGUUGACCCGGAGAGGACAAGGCGGGAUCAGAUCGGGAAAACACGAGAAAGCCUGUCUCAGCUGGAACAGGCUCUAGAAGUGUCGGAGAAGGACGUACACGACGCAACUCAGGGAGUGAUGCGAGACCUAAAGAGGUUCCAGAAGGAGAAAGAGGACGACCUCCAGAGAUAUAUGGUUGCGUAUGCGCGAUGCCAUAUCGAAUGGGCCCGGAAGAAUCUAGAGACGUGGUCGGAGGCGAUGGAUGAGGUGGAUAAGAUUGUCACGAGAUGA
Messenger RNA from Fonsecaea pedrosoi CBS 271.37, 1875 nucleotides. RefSeq lists its product as uncharacterized. Gene Ontology annotation, molecular function: phosphatidylinositol binding. The record is from RefSeq and is a predicted model, not a curated record. NCBI's taxonomy places the organism in Eukaryota, Fungi, Ascomycota, Eurotiomycetes, Chaetothyriales, Herpotrichiellaceae. Gene Ontology annotation, biological process: retrograde transport, endosome to Golgi. The transcript is spliced from 5 exons. Bases 1 to 1875 code for a protein of 624 amino acids.